AUGGAGGAGAGAAGAAGGGAGACUGAGCCAGGGAAGGAAACGGAAUGUAGAGAACAAUCACUGGCAGCCUGCUGUGGCGUGUCACUAGGGGCAUCACAAACAUGUGAGCUUUACCUAUUUCUUUUUGAUGUGAUGCCAUUGUCAUGCCUCAGACUGCAGCUGAAAAUUGUUUGUCUAGCAGUUCUGGUAGGUUUGAUUCAAUAACUCUUAUAAGAGGGCAGGCAGGAUAUCAAUGCUGCUUUAUUGCCUUUUUCUCUACCUACAAUAGCAAUUCUCCAGUCAUACAGUAUUAUAAAGUGCCCUCGCUGGGGCUCCGUAUCUAUUGUAGUCAGGUCUCAUCACCCCCAUUGCUGCAAGAGGCAAGGCUGUAAUGCAUCUAGGCUCAUUUUCUAAAAUGUUAACUAGCAGGAGCUGAUUGGAUGGCACUGGGCAAAGGGAGACAGGGUUGAGACGCUCUAUUAACUCACUGACAGGCAUGGGAUGAACUAGGAAGACACUGCUAACAAGAAAAUGAGCCGUUCUGCUAUUGCUUCUUUAUAAAAAUCGCUGCUCGCCAAGUUAAAGUUUUUGACCUUAGCCUUUAAAAUCUGUUAUUCUAGAGGAAGCAGAUUGACUUCUUGAGCCUUUCCAAAGUAAAGGGUGUCAAACAUAUGGUCUUUGCUUUCACAACGGAGCAAGGGUCGUUGAAAUAUAAGGGUGGCUAUUUUUAAAAUUAGCAAAAGAUUGCUACGCAAUCUAGUUAAACUGUGGAAUCCAUUGCCAUGAAAUGCAAUUGGAGCUAAGGAAAUUAGCAGGACCAAAUUGGUGUUUGCAGUGGUGAACAGCAUAAAAUGUGAAAGGACCGCCUAUGACAGCAAACAAACAGUGUAUAUAUAUGCUAAAGAAUUGUGAUCUAUCACAUCUGCCCAGUGUGUGCUCCGCAUUUAUUCCUAAAAUCUUCAUACCACAUGAUAAGACUAGAGACCUGAAAGUGCGAAUUGCCCCAUCAAGUUUGGAUUGCUCCAUUAAAUGUGGAUUGACAUUUCACAUGAUAAAAAGUAGCAACAUGUUUCUGCUUUUCAUUUCUAUCUUGAGAACACUGCUGGAUUUUUAAAAAAACAAAACCACACACAACUUGAAUUAUAUUUGUAUUUCAGUGUUGGUGCAGUGAAAUAUAGAUUCAUUUACAUCAUUUUCCCUCUCGGGCAAGAAUUCUUUAUCCCAUUACCAACCUUUCCUAGUUUAAAAAAUACAUUUUUGCCUGUCUAAGGAUAUCCCACUUCCUUUUAACACCUCAGGUGGUGGCAUUGGGUGGGGUUCAACUCAUGAGUCCGUCAGUGGAAGCCCUGUGCAAGGAUUUCAGAUAUUAUGGAUGGUAUCUGACUAAACUCACAUGCUCAAAGUAAACCCACUGAAAUUAGUGGAUUUGGGUUAGCUAUAACUAACACACGUCCAUGGAUUUUACAGUCUAUGCUGAGUACGAGUUAGUUGAAUACCACCCUAAUCUUUAUUUUUGAGGUGGGGGUGUGUGUGUGGAACAACGGGGUUGUUUGAAUAGCCCUAGCCCACAUCAGCAUACAUUUCCAUGUGCCAGAAUUCUGUAUGGAGUGGGGUGGGAAGCAAGUAGGACCACAUAAGCCCUCAGUGCCCACCUGAAUUGUGCUCAAAACCUCUCCUGCCUCCCCCAAGGGCUCAACAACAUACAUUAGGAAAAGCAGUCAGGCAGCACACAGAGGGGUUGUUGUGUUGUUGUUGGUGGUGGUGUUUUUGAAGCAUUUAGUUGGAGCACUCAAAAAAGCCUCAAGCUCAUUCCAGGCUGAAUAGGACAGUGAGUGACCAUCUCUAUGGCCAACCAUUUUCAUGCCUCAAACAUUUGUUGAAUAUUAGCUGCCCUCCCUCCCUCUUCUCAAUCUCCCUCCCCACAACUGAUGAAAACUGCUGCAUCCCUUUGACAAAAAUAGAAACAAUUUUUAUUCUAUUACUAAUCUCUUGAGUCAAUGAGUUCCCAUUGAACCUUCUUUUCCCCCGUUAAUCCAAUAAGCUGUGUUGCUUGCCUAACUCACUGCUUUAUCCCUGGCUUUUGCAAUGGCAACAUAUCAGACAAUUUGAAAACACCAAAUAACCCACCCACAUGCUUUGUCUCUAUGUCUGAAAGAAAUCCAAAAGGACUCACUCUCCAGCCUCUGUAACAUUUCCUUUUAUUUGGGCCAUUACAGAAUUCUGAGGUGCUGCAAUCCACAUUCUGGGAGAAGUAAUAUAAACAGGCUUGGUUCAAUCCUCUCUUCCCUUGAUCACUGAAAUGAUGACAAUACUUUGAUACCAACUCUGCAGACAUCCAUUAGAGUUGAAUCAGCAAUGUACUAUUUAUGAACAGGGAUGCUGCAAUAAUGGCACUAUCCAUUCUUCCCAAACAAUGCAGCUAUUUAUCAAGUGAUUAAACUGUAGUAACAUA
This is a messenger RNA of Podarcis lilfordi (Lilford's wall lizard), 2431 nucleotides long. The record is from the annotation of a GenBank genome assembly. Lineage: Eukaryota; Metazoa; Chordata; Lepidosauria; Squamata; Lacertidae.